UCAUCAUGGCGACUUCCUGUGGCAGCAUCAUGUGAGGAAUCCUGGCAGCUGUUUAUAAGUUUUGAAGAGAUUUCAAAUGGAGUAAUUAGGUUUUAGUUCACGACUGAUGUCCAAAAUGUUGCGUUCAGCAUUUCAGAGGGGGAUUUUGACUCGAAACAGUGGUGUUAAUGUUUUAAAGUGUGCUGCUUCAUCUUCAAGCUUGCGGAGAUCAGCUGUCUGUCCUUCAGAAAGAGUCCCGCAAAAAACCCUGAGAUUCUUCAGUGGAUCAGCGACUUUAACAGCUCCAAAGUGGACCGAGAGCAGUAAUUCCAGCUCAAACGCAUUUGAUCACGUGCCUGAUCAAAACCAAAGGGAUUCAUUUGGCGAUUAUUCUAGAAAGUUAUCCUCCAGAAGAAUCUUCCGUAAAGCAUCUGCAGAGCAGCGGGAUCUGAAAUACAGAACUGCCGAAGAGGAUGAGGAGGAGGAUCAAAAGCCGGUGGAAAAGUUCAAGUCCAGAACGGGUCGGAGAAACACACCAUACUGGUACUUCCUCCAGUGCAAAAGGCUCAUCAAAGAGGACAAACUGGCCGAAGCAUUAGUUCUGUUUGAGGCUGAAAUGCUCAAAGGUGAGAAGUUGCAGCCUGAGGAGUUCAAUUACACCGUUCUCAUUGGUGGAUGUGGACGCGUGGGAUACCUAAAGAAAGCCUUCCAGCUAUACAAUAAUAUGAAGAAGCGACGCAUAGAGCCAUCAGAUGCGACAUACACCGCCUUGUUUAACGCUUGUUCUGAGUCACCAUGGAAACAGUCAGGGCUGGAACAGGCACUGAAGCUCAAACAGGAGCUCCUCAAGAAAAACAUCACUCUCACUGCCAUCACCCAGCAUGCUUUGCUCAAAACAGUCGCUCUUGCUGGAGAUAUGAAGUCAUGUUUUCAACUUCUGCGGGAGAUGCUUCAGAAUGGCCAACCAAUCACACAAGAGACAUUUCAGUAUCUGCUGAUCAGCUGUGUGAAUGACAAGCAGCAUGGGUUCAGACUGGCUUUACAGGUGUGGCACCAGAUGCUUAAUAUUGGAAUAAAACCAGAUGCGCAAAAUUACAACAUACUCCUGCGGGCUGCACGGGAUUGUGGGAUAGGUGAUCCCAAUCUGGCUUCUGCAAUAUUACUGAAGAGACCAGAGGAGGAAGUGAACCCAAAAAUGAUAAGUGGAAGAAAAAGCCACAGAGCAAAAGUCAAAGUGGAGACGUCGUGUCAGCACUUGGAUAUUGAUGCAUUUGAGAACGAGUUAUUUGUGGACACACAAACACAGAGACUUGGAUUAACCAAAGAGAGUGAUUUGAAGGAAAAAGAUCAAAGUGUAAAAGACGGAUCUCAAGAUGAGACUCAAAUGUUGCCUGUAUCGUCAAGUGGUUCUCUGACCUGUCAAUCCGAAUUAUCAGCACACAGCUCCAGUUUGCCAAACCUCUUGGACCCCAGAACUUGCCACUCAAGUGUAGUCGCCUUGGGGCCUGUGAAUAGUGCUUCAGAUAGACUUGCUCUUAUUGGUAACCUUGAAGGCUUUUUGGAGAAAAUGGCCAAAGAUGGACUGAAGCCCAACAUUAAAACCAUCACACUGUUGGCUGAUGUCAUGGAAGCUGGCAGCCAAUCAAUGCAGAGUUUGAUUGAUGUAGCCAAAAAGAGUCACGUCAAGCUGGAUGUGCCGUUCUUUAACACUGUGAUCAAAAGGGUGGCCAAAGCUGGAGACUUGGAUGGUGCUAAGGCUGUUAAAGCUCUAAUGGUUGACAGAGGACUGGCCACGAAUGCUCAGACGUUCUGUAGUAUUGCUUUGGCCUGCCGAAGAGAAGAAGAUGCAAUGCAACUCUUUACUGAUAUGGAGGCUUGUGGAAUUGUACCGAAUGCUCAUAUAUACAGUGCUCUGAUCAGCCAAGGACUAAAGCGUUUGGACUACACGUAUCUGCAUGAACUUCUCAAACACAUGCACAAAAUGCAGGUGCCGCCUAAUGAGGUCAUCAUCAGACAACUGGAGUUUGCAUCUCAAUAUCCUCCGUCAUAUGACAAGUUAAAAUCACAGAACAUAUACCUGGACAGGAUUGAUGGCUUUCGUGGUUUUUACAAAGAAUGGCUGGAGUUCAUGCCUGGCCAGGAAACACCACACCCCUGGGCCAAAUAUCAGUCACCGAAACCAGAGUCAGAUCAAGAUGGAGUAAAACAAGUUUCAGAAUAAGUCUGGACCCAAUUGAACUUGCAGUUAUACAUGUAAAGGUUGCCUGAACUUAAUUGUGAAUAUAUAAGGAUGAUUUGAGGCUGAUUUUGAAUAUGUCUGGUAAUAAUUGUACAUAUGUUUGUUUUUAUUAAACAUUUGUAUUUAA
Messenger RNA from Danio aesculapii, 2345 nucleotides. RefSeq names its product pentatricopeptide repeat domain 1 (gene ptcd1). Gene Ontology annotation, biological process: tRNA 3'-end processing. The record is from RefSeq and is a predicted model, not a curated record. Gene Ontology annotation, molecular function: tRNA binding; protein binding. The transcript is spliced from 8 exons. Gene Ontology annotation, cellular component: mitochondrial matrix. Lineage: Eukaryota; Metazoa; Chordata; Actinopteri; Cypriniformes; Danionidae. The coding region runs from base 107 to 2200 and encodes 697 amino acids.